UCAUUUACAAGUAAAAUUUCAUUUUCUUGAUUAUCGUCCCCAUUGAAUACAAGUAUAGAGAUGACGAACGUACAGUGUUCAAGCUCAAAGGUUGCGUUUUAACAACAGAAAUCGGGAGCAAACAUGGACCUUCAAAAACAUCAGAGUGCAAAAGGAUCAGGUGUCAUGGAGGAUUGAGCGUCCCUCGCCGAUUAGUCACACCCGUUGUGUGUUCUUUAAUUUGUCAUGAUCAGGAAAAAAGAGGAAAUUCGUAAAGAAUGAAAUGGAUGAACAAUUAAUAUGAAAACACGUCAGUCAGCGUGUGACUUGAUGAUUUGUUGUUUUUGCUGACAAGGUCAUUGUACGUACAUCGACCAUAAUCUGUUGAUAUCUUGUUUCAUCAACUUGGUUAUCGAUAGCUUGCUUCGUUUUAGAAAUCGGUCAUACGCACAGCACUAGUACAUGAAUAUUAAGAAUGAAAUUAUGUCCUAAAAUGGUUGCUAGACAACUGGUGUAUUAGAUGACUUAGUUUUUGUUGUUGUUGUUGUUGCUUUUGUUAUGCAAAGGGCCUUUACAGUUGAUGCAAGGUUAAAUAGUUGUUCAAAACAAUCCUUGUAUAUAUUCACUGUAGACUAAUUUAGUUAUAUCAAAUUUCUACCAUAUAUCUCCAUAUCAACUACAGUGACCCUUUCUCACCGGAGUCUGCCAGGUAUCUUCGAGACCAAAAGAGAAAAGCCGCAGCUAUCUCUCUUGUGAAGGAUUCAUCCAUGAACGUUAAUGAAAAUGCUUUCUCAACAGCACCAAGCACCGGCUCCUGUUCCUCUACUAAUGAUCAUAAUUUUAAGACUGAGAAGACUUGCGAAAAACCUGUGGAUAGUCCUCCUAUCUUGAAAAUUUCCAGGGGAAAAUAUUUUAAGAACAAUCGAGUGGAUGAUGAACUUUCUGACAUAGAGACCGACUGCGCAACAAACUCUUUGACAAAUAAUGCAGUUGAUCAGUGGUUUUGGAAAGAUGAAAAUGGAACUUGGACUCCAUAUGCAAGAAAAAUGAACGAUAAAAUUAACAGAAGUUACAAACGAAAUCCUGGUUCCACUGUCGUUGUGACAAUAAAGGACCAAACAUACAGGGUAGUCAUGGCAAAACAUGUACAUAUAAAUUUGACAACGAGGGAGGAGACUCAAAUUAAAUUUGUAAAAUGUGAUUUAUAAAAUUAUA
This is a messenger RNA of Saccostrea cuccullata (small rock oyster), 1194 nucleotides long. RefSeq lists its product as uncharacterized. Bases 747 to 1187 code for a protein of 146 amino acids. NCBI's taxonomy places the organism in Eukaryota, Metazoa, Mollusca, Bivalvia, Ostreida, Ostreidae. The transcript has 3 exons. The record is from RefSeq and is a predicted model, not a curated record.